Messenger RNA from Anopheles marshallii, 495 nucleotides. RefSeq names its product guided entry of tail-anchored proteins factor 1-like. Bases 1 to 495 code for a protein of 164 amino acids. Lineage: Eukaryota; Metazoa; Arthropoda; Insecta; Diptera; Culicidae. Gene Ontology annotation, biological process: tail-anchored membrane protein insertion into ER membrane. The transcript is spliced from 2 exons. The record is from RefSeq and is a predicted model, not a curated record.
AUGUAUUUAAUAUUUGUUAUAUCGUUGUUAUCCUUGCUGAUGGCAUUUGCAUCGAAAUUAACGAAAACCAUCCUUCCCUUCGUGUGCGGUGACAGCGUAGAAGUGAAAACAAGAAGGAAAGAAAUCGCAAAAUUACGAACCGAGCUUGGGAAGAUUUCUAUGCGCGAAGAAUAUACCAAGUACGUGAAGUGUGAGCGGGAAAUUGGUAAAUUAGAACAGUCGCUGAACGAAGCCAAAGGUCGCGAUAAUGUAAAGCGUGUGGCAUAUGAGUACGGGUUGCAUUACGGUGGUUUGGCCGUGCUUGGCCUUUGCAUGAUGUACAUUUCCAUCUUCUACCGUUACUCAACCGUCAUCGUGUUUGGGGACAAUUUUAACUUUGAACCAUUUGGUGGAUUUAUCAACUUUCCAACGAAAGUACCCAACUCCAUAUCGGUGGUGUUUUGGAUCGUUGUAAAUAACUUCGUCGCCAGAACAGUUGCCGGCUAUGUAAAAUAA